This is a messenger RNA of Melozone crissalis (California towhee), 1950 nucleotides long. It is a transcript of the gene SLC26A7, whose product is annotated as solute carrier family 26 member 7. Gene Ontology annotation, molecular function: chloride transmembrane transporter activity; bicarbonate transmembrane transporter activity; oxalate transmembrane transporter activity. Gene Ontology annotation, cellular component: membrane. NCBI's taxonomy places the organism in Eukaryota, Metazoa, Chordata, Aves, Passeriformes, Passerellidae. Bases 1 to 1950 code for a protein of 649 amino acids. Gene Ontology annotation, biological process: transmembrane transport. The transcript is spliced from 18 exons. The record is from RefSeq and is a predicted model, not a curated record.
AUGAUGACAGGGGCAAAAAGGAAGAGAAGUACAGUCUGGAGGAAGAUCCAGGCUGUUCGCUUAGAAGAUAUCAAAGCCUGGUGUAUGAGGAGGCUGCCUAUCUUGACAUGGGUGCCUGUCUACAACUGGAAGGAAAAUCUGGUUCCUGAUACUGUUUCUGGGAUGAUGCUAGCCAUCCAACAGGUGACUCAAGGGCUGGCCUUUGCUGUUCUGUCUUCAGUCCAUCCAGUUUUUGGUUUAUAUGGAUCUUUUUUCCCUGUCAUUAUUUAUGCCAUAUUUGGAAUGGGACGUCACGUUGCAACAGGAACUUUUGCUUUAACUUCCUUAAUAUCUGCCAAUGCAGUUGAGCGUCUUGUUCCUUCAGUCAGAACUAAUUUCACAGCAAACAAUAAUUCAGGAAUUUUGGGUUUGUCAGAAUUUGAAAUGCAGAGGAUUGGAGUUGCAGCAGCAGUUUCAUUUCUAGGUGGAAUCAUUCAGGUAGUGAUGUUCAUGCUGCAGUUGGGCAGUGCCACUUUCUUGUUAACAGAACCUGUCAUAAGUGCCAUGACAACAGGAGCAGCUACACACGUCGUGACUUCGCAAGUGAAGUAUCUGCUGGGAAUGAAAAUGCCAUAUAUAUCGGGACCACUGGCAUUUUUUCAUAUUUAUGCCUAUGUGUUUGAGAAUAUCAGAUCAGUUCAGUUGGAGGCAUUACUUCUCUCCUUGCUGAGCAUUGUGGUACUUGUUCUUGUCAAAGAACUGAAUGAGAAAUUUCACAGAAAUAUUAAAGUUGUCCUUCCCAUCGAUCUGCUUUUGAUAAUUGCUACAUCCAUUGCUUGCUACUAUGCUGAUAUGGAAUACGUCUACGGGAUAGAAGUUGUGGGAAAUAUUCCUAAAGGGUUGCCAUCACCAAAAGCACCAUCCAUGAGUGUCCUGCCUGAAGUAGUCACUGAAGCUUUUGGAGUGGCACUGGUUGGUUAUGUUGCCUCCCUAGCUCUUGCUCAGGGCUCUGCUAAAAAGUUUAAAUACACUGUGGAUGACAACCAGGAAUUUUUGGCUCAUGGCCUCAGCAACGUGAUUGCUUCAUUUUUCUUUUGCAUACCAAGUGCUGCAGCGAUGGGACGGACGGCCCUUUUAUACAGCACGGGCGCCAAAACACAGGUGGCUUGCCUUAUCUCUUGUGUAUUAAUUCUUGUGGUGAUCUACACAAUUGGACCUCUGCUGUACUGGCUUCCUAUGUGUGUGUUAGCAAGCAUUAUUGUUGUCGGCUUGAAGGGGAUGCUAAUGCAGUUCCGUGACUUAAAAAAAUAUUGGAAUGUGGAUAAAAUAGACUGGAGCAUCUGGGUUAGUACCUAUGUGUUUACAAUAUGCUUUGCUGCUAACGUGGGACUGUUGUAUGGCGUUGUGUGCACUAUAGCAAUCGUGAUUUUCCGCUUUCCCAGAGCAAAGACACUGAAUUUGAAAAAUAUGAAAGAGGUGGAAUACAAAUACAAAGUAGAAGAUAAUUGUGAGUCACUAAAACAGGUAAAAAUAGUUUCAGUCAACAGCCCGUUAGUCUUUUUGAAUGCCAGAAAAUUUCACGCUGACCUGUUAAAGAUAAUCCAGAAGGAUGGCAUGAGCAGCCAGUGUGAGCAGAACACAUUGCUCUGUUCAUUUUCCAAUGGAAGUUGCCAUGGUGAGUUGGUGCAGCCGUGUCACAGUGAGAGACAUGUUUUGAUAUUAGACUGCAGUGGACUGAAUUUCUUUGACUACACUGGAGUCUCCGUGCUUCUUCAGAUUUACGUGGACUGUAAAAACAGAUACAUCGAUGUGUUGCUAGCACACUGCAAAGGUUCCUUGAUAAAAGCAAUGCAGUAUGGUGGAAAUCUUGACUCUGAAAAUCCUGUAUUUUUUGAAUCUAUUUCUUCAGCAAUUGAUGCCAUUCCGAUUCACAGGAAUUACAGCAAGUUCAGUGAACAGAGUGAAUUGUGA